GCAUGGACGGAGGGAUAGUGGAGGACAACAAAACCCUAAUUGAAAACCCUAACCGAGGAAUCCUUCAAGAGGAAAGCGCGUCCCGUUCAAAAGGAUCAAGAAGAAAGCGCGACGUCGUUGUUACUCCAGUAAGCCAGUAUGCCAAAGUCUAAGCGCAACCGAGCAGUUACAUUGUCAAAGACGAAAAGGAAGGGGAGAGAACAUAAAGAAUCAAUAGUGAAUACAAUAAGACAGGCUGCUGAGAAUUAUAAUUCUGCAUAUGUAUUUUCUUUCGAGAAUAUGAGAAACCUGAAAUUCAAAGAGUUCAGAGAGCAGCUGAAAUCCAGCAGCAGAUUUUUCCUUGGGUCGAAUAAAGUCAUGCAGGUUGCUUUGGGUCGAUCUGUUAGUGAUGAGGUCAGACCAGGCAUCCGUAAAGUUUCUAAGCUUUUGCAAGGAGAUGCUGGUCUGUUAUUUACCGAUUUGUCCAAAGAAGAGGUUGAAAGGUUAUUUAAUGCGUAUGAAGAAUAUGACUUUGCAAGGACAGGAAGCACUGUGACAGAACAGGUAGAGCUCAAGGAAGGUCCCCUGGAACAGUUUACUCAUGAGAUGGAGCCCUUCUUGAGGAAGCAAGGGAUGCCUGUUCGGCUGAACAAAGGUGUGGUGGAGCUUGUUUCAGAUUUCAUCGUGUGUGAAGAGGGAAAGCCUUUAUCGCCCGAGGCAUCUCGCAUACUGCGCUUGUUGGGAAUCAAGAUGGCCACCUUCCGCCUUCUCUUCAUUUGCAGAUGGAGUCCUGAGGAUUUUGAACUUUAUAUAGAUAGGCCAGAUGAAUCAGAUGUUGAAUCAGCAUGAAGAAUAUGGUAAAUUGUUUGCUGAGGCCCUAUAAGAUAUUUACUCGGACCACUUAUGUCUUGUAGUACCAAGUAGUAUAGCAGUGGCCGUGGUUCCACCUAAAAAUGUGGAGAGCAAGGGAACGGCUGUUUUAGUGUUCCUCAUUACCUCAGUCUAAAUGUUAUAACUUACCAGAUAUAAUCGUGCAGUUUUGUAACUUUUGUUGUCUGUGUUUCAGCAAGAUUUUAUUCAUUUGUGGUGUGAUAUGUAGAAAUCGGAAGGGGCGUGCUUUCCCUCGACUAUGUUGGAAGAGCACUGGAAUUAAGUGUUUUGAAAAAUACUUGAGAAGUAUUAUAUGGUCUCGUCAGAUUUAG
This is a messenger RNA of Tripterygium wilfordii, 1181 nucleotides long. RefSeq names its product mRNA turnover protein 4 homolog. Gene Ontology annotation, molecular function: RNA binding. Gene Ontology annotation, biological process: rRNA processing; ribosomal large subunit assembly; ribosomal large subunit biogenesis. Gene Ontology annotation, cellular component: nucleolus; preribosome, large subunit precursor. Lineage: Eukaryota; Viridiplantae; Streptophyta; Magnoliopsida; Celastrales; Celastraceae. The transcript has 8 exons. Bases 139 to 828 code for a protein of 229 amino acids. The record is from RefSeq and is a predicted model, not a curated record.